Cottoperca gobio is the source of this 1726-nucleotide messenger RNA. RefSeq names its product vacuolar protein sorting 36 homolog (gene vps36). Lineage: Eukaryota; Metazoa; Chordata; Actinopteri; Perciformes; Bovichtidae. The transcript has 14 exons. Gene Ontology annotation, cellular component: ESCRT II complex; late endosome membrane. Gene Ontology annotation, biological process: protein transport to vacuole involved in ubiquitin-dependent protein catabolic process via the multivesicular body sorting pathway. Gene Ontology annotation, molecular function: phosphatidylinositol-3-phosphate binding; ubiquitin binding. Bases 1 to 1149 code for a protein of 382 amino acids. The record is from RefSeq and is a predicted model, not a curated record.
AUGGACCGCUUUUCGUGGUCAAAUGGGCUCUUAGAAAUAAACGAAACUUUAGUGAUUCAGCAACGAGGUGUCAGACUGUAUGACGGUGAUGAUAAGGCUAAACUGGAUGUUGGAGUUGCCUUGUUGAGCACCCAUCGUUUGAUCUGGAGGGACGUUAAAAAUCAUGAAUGCUGCAUAGCCAUGCCCCUGUCACAGAUUCUCUUAUUUGAGGAGCAGGCUGCAGGGAUAGGAAAGAGUGCCAAAAUAGUCAUCCACCUGCACGCAACACCUGACAACAAGGAGCCGGGUCCCUACCAACACAGCAAGUAUCCCUUCAUCAAGCUGUCCUUCAAAGAGCACGGGCAGAUAGAGUUUUACAGGAGGCUCACGGAGGAAAUGACUCAGAAGCGAUGGGAGAAUACUCCAGUUUCACAAUCCAUCCCAACAGGAACUGUCUCUCAGGCAGGAAGGACACGUGCUGUGGGGAUUGUUGGCAUUGAGAGGAAGAUAGAGGAGAAGAGGAAAGAAACAGACAAAAACAUUUCUGAGGCCUUUGAGGACCUCAGUCAGCUGAUGGUGAAGGCCAAAGAGAUGGUGGAGCUGUCCAGAUCUAUAGCCAACAAGAUCAAAGACAAACAGGGAGACAUUACAGAAGAUGAGACGAUACGGUUCAAGUCCUACCUACUGAGCAUGGGUAUUGCUAACCCUGUUACCAGGGAUACAUAUGGAUCAGGUACACAUUACCAUAUGCAGCUGGCAAAGCAGCUGGGAGAUAUGCUCCAGGCCCCUCUAGAGGAGCGUGGGGGUAUGAUGGCUCUCACUGAGGUGUACUGUCUCGUCAACCGUGCUAGAGGGAUGGAGCUUUUAUCUCCAGAAGAUUUGGUAAACGCCUGCAAGAUGUUUGAGUCGUUAAAGCUCCCGUUGAGGCUGCGUGUGUUUGACAGUGGUGUGAUGGUGGUCCAGCUGCAGUCUCACAGCGAAGAGGAAAUGAUCGCCUCAGCACUGGACAAUGUGACCGACAAAGGCUCUUUGACUGCAGAGGAGUUUGCAAAGCUCUUGGGUCUCUCUGUUCUUCUGUCUAAAGAGCGGUUGUUGCUGGCUGAGAAGGUGGGCCACCUGUGUCGAGAUGACUCUGUUGAGGGUUUGAGAUUUUAUCCAAACCUCUUUUGACCUGGUUACAGUCAUUGUUGUUGAGAUAAAAAAAAAUAAAAAACGUAAACUGGGCUGCACUGUCUCUGCUGGUAGACUGAUGCAGUACCACUACAUGUACAUGUGGUGUACAGCAGCUGAGUGCGUGCUGUACUUUGAGCACAAUAAUGAAUUUAUCCAGUCUGGUCAUGAUUUUUGAGCAGUUGGUGUUGUUAGUGCUAGAUCUCUGAACAUACACUGUAUGUGCUACCAGCUCUUUUCUAUCUAGGUCUAAAGAGCUAGACUAGUCUUUAAGACAUACUUUUCCAGAAACUGUUCAAAAACCUGCAAAUAAAUACUGUACCUGCAGCAAAGUGUUCCCAGGUUUGCUCUGCUUCAUAGAGUGAUUAUCACGUGCGUUUAGUAAUAAAUGGGUUAGGGAAAAAAGACUUAAGGGAAUAUACUGUGUACUUCUUUUUCACACAUUCUUGUGUCACAGAGCGUAUACCUUUUUUUUUUUUUUACAAGUAGUGCGGGUUGUUAUGAAAAGUCUAUAGCCACUGAUCACAUGUUUUCCUAAACUAAAAUAUAUUUCUGCAAUAAAUAAUUACGGAAUGAA